AUGGCGGGGCUGACUGAGAGCCACAGCUGCCACCUGCUGCCCAGCAUCACGAGAGUGUAUAUCAUCACGUACCGCCAGCCUACGCCGCUACCCUGGAGCCUCCCACACUGCUCAGCCGUGGUCAACCCCACCGUGUUCUUCGACAUUGCCAUUGACGGCGAGUCCUUGGGUCGCGUCUCCUUCGAGCUGUUUGCAGGCAAAGUUCCAAAGACAGCAGAAAACUUUCGUGCUCUGAGCACUGGGGAGAAAGGCUUUGGUUAUAAGGGAUCCUGCUUUCACAGAAUAAUUCCGGGAUUUCUGUGCCAGGGUGGUGACUUCACACUCCAUCAUGGCACUGGUGGUAAGUCCAUCUAUGGGGAGAAAUUUGAUGAUGAGAAUUUCCUCCUGAAGCAUGCGGGUCCUGGCAUCUUGUCCACGGCAAAUGCUGGCCCCAACACAAACAGUUCCCAGUUUUUCAUCUGUGCUGACAAGACUGAGUGGUUGGGGGGCAAGCAUGUGGUUUGGGGCAAGGUGAAAGAGGGCGUGAAUAUCGUGGAAGCCAUGGAGCGCUUUGGGUCCAAGAAUGGCAAGACCAAUGGCAAGGAGAUCACCAUUGCCGACUGUGGACAAAUCUAA
This is a messenger RNA of Orcinus orca (killer whale), 615 nucleotides long. Its product is annotated as peptidyl-prolyl cis-trans isomerase A-like. The transcript is spliced from 2 exons. Gene Ontology annotation, biological process: protein folding; protein peptidyl-prolyl isomerization. Lineage: Eukaryota; Metazoa; Chordata; Mammalia; Artiodactyla; Delphinidae. Gene Ontology annotation, molecular function: peptidyl-prolyl cis-trans isomerase activity. The coding region runs from base 1 to 615 and encodes 204 amino acids. The record is from RefSeq and is a predicted model, not a curated record.